Paramecium pentaurelia is the source of this 800-nucleotide messenger RNA. The record is from the annotation of a GenBank genome assembly. NCBI's taxonomy places the organism in Eukaryota, Ciliophora, Oligohymenophorea, Peniculida, Parameciidae.
AUGUAUAAAUUCUUAAAAUUAAUUGGAAAAGACACAGAAAAAUACAAAAAGGUCUCAUACUUUUAUCUAUAAGGUUAAAUAACAAGUUCUAUGUAAGAUUUCAAGAAAAAUAGUUAGGACUUAUAAAGUUUAUAAGGCAUUAAAAAAAUUUAACCCUGAAAAUUCUAAGGCAAUAGCUUUAAUCAUUAAUUCAACUGGUGGUAGUUUAUCACAUGCUCAUAUAAUAUAAAGAAAAUUUGACUUAGUUAGAAAAAAAUACAAUAUUCCAUUAUAUACAUUUGCAGAAGACUAUGCAUUAUCAGGUGCAUUUUAUUUAUUGUGUAUGGGAGAUAAAAUAUUUUGUAAUAAGACUUCAAUUGUUGGUGCUGUGGGAACAUAAAUAUAAACAUUAAAUAUUUUGAAUUUAUUAGAACACUAUAAUUUAGAAGUUCGAACUUUUAAUUCUGGUUCAAAUGAAACAUUUUUAUAAUAAUUAGAUCCUUUGAGUAAUAAUUCAUCUACAAAUAUUUUGGAAAAUAUUAAUGCUUAAUAAAAUCAACAAUUAUAAUAAUAAAUCAAUUAAAUGAUUGGAAAUAGAUAAAAUAAAGAAUAAAUUUUAAAUGGAUCUAUUUUCAAUGGACAACAAUUAUUUGAGGAUUAUAAGUAAAUAGAUUAAGUAUGAAAAUAAUAGAUUUAUUGAUGGUAUAGGACAGUAUUUAAAUAUAUUAUCAAAUGAAUAUCCAUAAAAUAAACUAGAAAAUGCUACUUAAAAAACUUAAAGGGAAAAGAUGAUUGAAUUCUUUUAAAGUAAGUUAAAUUGA